Messenger RNA from Aspergillus homomorphus CBS 101889, 2381 nucleotides. RefSeq names its product ATP-dependent RNA helicase MAK5 (gene mak5). Gene Ontology annotation, cellular component: nucleolus. The coding region runs from base 60 to 2381 and encodes 773 amino acids. The record is from RefSeq and is a predicted model, not a curated record. NCBI's taxonomy places the organism in Eukaryota, Fungi, Ascomycota, Eurotiomycetes, Eurotiales, Aspergillaceae. Gene Ontology annotation, molecular function: nucleic acid binding; ATP binding; RNA helicase activity. The transcript is spliced from 3 exons.
CUUUCCGGUGUUCGCUGAGGUCACUUGUUGUCUGAUAAAUAGCGUCGCCGCGAUUAAUCAUGGGUCAGAAACGGCAACGCGAUGCCAAGGGCGCGGAUGCCCAGGCGAAGAAGCAGAAGAAGAACGCCAAUGCGGACGCCGACAGCGGUGUUGUCACCGUGAAUGACCUCAACUGGAAGGAGGUCGCGCUACCCGACCGGAUGGAGGAUGCCGGAGGAUUCUUCGGCUUGGAGGAAAUCGACGGUGUGGAGGUCGUCAAGGGAAGCGGUGAGAUCAGAUUCAAGGCUGCGGCUGGCAAACCGGGCAAGUCGAUUCUGAAGAAAAAGACCGCAGAGGAGCAAGAGGAAGAAGCCAAGUUCGACGACGAGUGGGCCGGGUUCAGCGAUAACGAGACCACGGACAAGCCCGAGCCCCCAACUACGGACGAGCCGAACGGCGAACAAGACGAGACCGCGGCCCCAGCGAAGGACAAAAAGCAGGAAAUCAAGGACAAGAGAAAAGAGAAGAGAGACAAGAAGCGUCAGGAGGCCAAAGAAGCAAGGAAGCAGAAGGCCGAGCCGAAACAAAAGGGUACCCCGAAUCAAGAGGACAAAAGCAUCAAGUCCGGUCUCUCCUUUGCAGCUCUCGAGGAUGAGGAAGACGAUAAUGGUGUUGAUAUCUCUGAAUGGGAGACUUUGGGGCUUUCUCCGGAGGUGCUCACCGGUCUUUCCAAGAUGAAUUUCUCUACGCCCACUCUGGUUCAGAAGUCCUGCAUUCCUCCGAUUCUGGACGGUCAUGACGUGGUAGGAAAGGCAUCGACGGGUUCCGGAAAGACCUUGGCUUUUGGUAUCCCGAUUCUUGAGCACUAUCUAGAGAACAAGCGCACGCAACUACGCAAUGGCAGCCAAAAGAAGAAGGAAGACACGGAUCCUAUCGCUCUUAUCCUUUCGCCCACUCGCGAACUCGCCCAUCAGUUGGCAAAGCAUAUUGGUGAUUUGAUUCAGCAAGCACCGGGUGCCAAUGCGCGUAUCGCCCUCCUUACCGGAGGUCUGUCUUUGCAGAAACAGCAGCGCGUAUUGACCGGUGCAGAUAUCGUCAUCGGUACGCCUGGUCGAGUAUGGGAGGUUAUGAGCACGGGCCAGGGCAUGAUCCGCAAGAUGCAGCGUAUCAAGUUCCUUGUGAUUGACGAGGCUGACAGACUGCUCAGUGAAGGUCAUUUCAAGGAAGCGAACGAGAUUAUCACUACUCUUGACCGCGUGGUGGAUGGAGACUUCGACACCGAAGAGAAAGAAGAGAAGGGAGAAGACAAGAUGGAGAGACAGACCCUGGUGUUCUCCGCAACUUUCCAUCGGGAUCUGCAACAGAAACUUGCUGGUAAAGGACGUUGGUCAGGAGGCGAUAUUAUGGACAAGAAGGAGUCCAUGGAAUAUCUUCUGCAGAAGCUGAACUUCCGGGAAGAGAAGCCCAAGUUCAUUGAUGUGAACCCUGUCUCGCAGAUGGCAGAAGGCCUUAAGGAAGGAAUUGUUGAAUGCGCGGCGAUGGAAAAGGACCUCUUCCUCUACACGCUACUUCUCUACCACCCCAAGCACCGCACCCUGGUCUUUACCAAUUCCAUCUCGGCUGUUCGUCGUCUCACACAGUUCCUUCAGAAUCUCCAACUCCCCGCUCUGGCCCUUCACUCCUCGAUGGCGCAAAAGGCACGUCUGCGUUCCGUGGAACGCUUCUCGUCUCCCACCUCCGACCCCAGCUCGAUCCUAGUAGCCACCGACGUUGCCGCGCGUGGUCUCGAUAUCAAGGGAAUCGACUUCGUCAUCCACUACCAUGCUCCCCGCGCCGCCGACACUUACGUACACCGUUCCGGACGUACGGCUCGUGCCGGUGCCUCUGGAAAGAGUGUUCUCAUCUGUUCACCCGAGGAGAUGCAGGGUGUCAUCCGUCUGGCGGCCAAGGUGCACGCCAACAUGGCAAAUGGCAAGAAGGUGCCUCUCGAAUCUCUAGAGCUAGAUCGCCGGGUUGUCGGCCGUGUCAAGCCUCGAGUCAAGCUGGCAGCUAAAAUCGCGGACUCCACCAUUGCCAAAGAGAAGAUCUCCGCCGAGGACAACUGGCUACGGAACGCCGCAGAAGACCUAGGCGUUGAAUACGAUAGUGAGGAAUUCGACGAGUCUGCGGGUCGGGGUCGGGGCCGUGGUCGCGGCCGUCAGGAACGGCAGCGCAAGGCUGGAGAGGUCAGCAAGGGUGAGAUGGCGAGCAUGAGGGCGGAGCUGAGGGAGUUGCUGUCGCAGCGCGUGAACGUGGGAGUGAGUGAGCGGUAUCUCACGUCGGGACGGGUCGAUGUCGAGGCCUUGCUGCGUGGCGAGGGCAAUAGUUCGUUCUUGGGGCAGGUGGAUGCGCUGCAGUUCUGA